AUGAGUCAACCAUCUGUGAUCCUUGCAACGGCGAGCUGUGAUCACACUAUUCGGUUUUGGGAGGCCAAAAGCGGGCGGUGCUAUCGGACCAUUCAAUACCCAGAAUCUGUGCCGGAGGUCGAUACAGCUGUAAGGUUUUUGACAGUAAUUUGGGAUGGAAGCUUGGUCGUGGCCGCAAACAACCAUGGAACAUGCUAUGUUUGGCGCCUGUUGGGAGGAACGCCAACUAUGACCAAUUUUGAGCCACUUCAUAAGUUGCAAGCUGAUGAUGGAUAUAUUCUUAAGUGCCUCCUGUCACCCGAGUACUAUGGUGCUUAUCUUAUCACAGCUUCUUCUGAUACAACGGCAAGGCUUUGGUCUAUGUCUACAGGGGAAGAUAUUAGAGUGUAUGAAGGGCAUCCUAAAGCCACAGUUUGCUGUGCUCUCAAUGAUGGGGCGGAACCCUCCUCAUACUGA
This is a messenger RNA of Ilex paraguariensis (yerba mate), 456 nucleotides long. The record is from the annotation of a GenBank genome assembly. Lineage: Eukaryota; Viridiplantae; Streptophyta; Magnoliopsida; Aquifoliales; Aquifoliaceae.